Molecule: messenger RNA, 2421 nt
Organism: Nerophis lumbriciformis (worm pipefish)
Lineage: Eukaryota; Metazoa; Chordata; Actinopteri; Syngnathiformes; Syngnathidae
Source: RefSeq, a predicted model, not a curated record
AUGAUAACUCCCUACUUCGUGGACAAUUUCUGGGGUGAAAAGAACAAUGGCUUCGAUGUGCUGUACCACAAUAUGAAACAUGGACAGAUUUCCUCAAAGGAGCUGACGGACUUCAUCAGGGAAAGGAGCGUCAUCGAAGAGUCCUACGCCAGGUCCAUGACCAAGCUGGUCAAGACCGCGGGGAACUUUUCACAGCUCGGGACGUUUGCCCCCAUGUGGGAGGUCUUCAAGGGGUCCACAGAGAAAUUGGCCAUCUGCCACAUGGAGCUGGUGCGCAAGCUGCAGGAACUCAUCAAAGAUGUGCACAAGUAUGUGGAGGAGCAGGCCAAAGCGCACAAAAAGACAAAAGAAGAGGUGGCGUCCACAUUGGAAGCUGUGCAGAACAUCCAGAGCACCGGACAGGCUCUACAGAAGUCCAAGGAGAACUACAACGCCAAAAUGGUGGAGCAGGAGCGCCUGCGCAAGGAAGGCGCCGCCCAGAGAGACGUAGACAAGGCGGGAAUAAAAGCCAAAAAAGCCACCGAGACCUACAAGUCGUACGUGGAGAAGUAUGCCUACGCCAAGUCUGACUUUGAGCUCAAGAUGGAGGAAACGGCACAGAAAUUUCAGAAUAUUGAAGAAAGCCACAUCAUUCACAUUAAGGACAUCAUCAAGUCCUACUCGCAGUCUGUGGACGAAACGCACGUCCAAAUCGGAGAGGUUCACAAUGAAUUUGUGAGGAACGUGGAGAACACCUCUGUGGAGAGCUUAAUACAGAAAUUAGCCGAAAGCAAAGGAACGGGCAAAGAAAGACCAGGGCCCAUUGAGUUUGAAGAGUGUAACACCGCCAUCGCCACUGAAGGUGCUAAACCGAGAAGAAGAAAGCCUUUUGGCAUCCCAGGACGCAGGAAAGACAAAGACACAGAUUCCACGGAAUCCACGGAGGCAGAAAGUAACGUUCCGCAAGUCGACGACGAGGGUUUCUGCAUCCGGCCGGAAUCCAUGGAGAAUGAUGCCAAAGAGAACUCCUUCUACUCGUCCAGCGACUCUGAGGACGAGGACGAACCGCGCAAGUUCCACGUGGAGAUCAAGCCCGUCCAAGCCAAUGACGACACACACCAGAACCGCGCCACCAUCGAUGAGCUGAAAGUCUCCAUCAGCAACAUCGUCCUGUCGCCGUCCGUUUCGGGCCAAAUGCGAAGAAACCAAUCCAGUGACGAGCUAGCCAAAGCGAGGGUGCCAGCGUCAUACGAUCUGAGCAACAACGACCUCCUGUCGCUGGAUCCGUUGGGCCCGUUCAUGACCACCGCCGCCUCCUCCCAACCGGGGUCCACGUCCACAGGUAGCAGCCCCAACCGUCCGACGACCCCUCUGGCGGCGGGCGCGCUGGUGCCGCCGCCCCGUCCCUCCUCCAGGCCCAAGCUUCCCACGGGCAAACUGAGUGGCAUCAACGAGAUCGCAAGACCCUUUAGUCCGCCCAAAGCGCCCGGCGCCAGCCCUCCCCCUGCUGCGCCUCUUGCCCGUGCCGAGAGCUCUUCGUCCCUGUCGUCAAAUGCUUCGCUCAGCGCCGCUAACACGCCGACCGUAGGGGCAUCACGUGGUCCAAGCCCUGUCACGCUGGCGUCCCAGGAUGCUUUGCCCAUCGCCGUGGCCUUCACCGAGUCUGUCAACGCCUACUUCAAAGGCUCCGAUCCAAACAAGUGCAUCGUGAAGAUCACUGGCGACAUGAUGCUGUCCUUUCCCUCGGGCAUUAUCAAAGUGUUCACGGGCAACCCCUCGCCCGCCGUGCUCACUUUCAAGUUGAAGAAGACAGGCCGGCUCGAGCAGAUCCUCCCCAACCAGCAGCUUCUCUUCAGCGAUCCGUCCCAGAGCAACUCGGAGUCCAAAGACUUCUGGUUCAACAUGCAAGCGCUGACCGCCUACCUCAGGAAAUCCGCCGAGCAGAACCCCGCCGCCUCCUACUACAACGUUGACAUCCUCAAGUAUCAGGUGCAGUCGGACGGCAUCCGCUCCACGCCGCUCAACCUAGCCGUGUAUUGGAAGUGCACGCCGGGCUCCACUGACCUGCGCGUGGACUAUCGCUACAACCCCGACUCCAUGGCAGUGCCGGGGCCGCUGGGAAACGUUCAGAUCCUAGUGCCUGUGGACGGCGGUGUCACCGGCAUGCAGUCGCUGCCCGACGCCCUCUGGAACGCGGAACAGAAUAAAUGUCUUUGGAGGUUGAGCGACGUUUCGGAAAAGUCUGAAAACCAAGGCUCCGGUUCUCUGCGGGCCAAGUUCGAGGUGUCCAACGGCCCAUCCAACCCGUCCACGCUGGCGGUCCAAUUCAUGAACGAGAGCACUACGCUGUCCGGUGUGGACAUGGAGCUGCAGGGCAGCGGCUACAGGUUGUCGCUUAGCAAGAAGAGGUUCGCCACAGGUCGCUACAUGGCCGACUGCUGA